GGGUCCCGGGGCGAGGCCCCACGGGCCGCUGGGAGUGGCGACCUCGGUGCUCCCGGCAGCGGCUGGAGGGCGGGGGCCGGACCGAGCAGUGCGGGCUGCAGUGCAGAUGUCAUGUGGCCUGUGCUUUGGACCGUGGUGCGUACCUAUGCUCCUUAUGUCACAUUUCCUGUGGCCUUUGUGGUCGGGGCUGUGGGCUACCACCUGGAAUGGUUCAUCAGGGGAAAGGAUCCCCAGCCUGUGGAGGAGGAGAAGAGCAUCUCAGAGCGCCGGGAGGACCGCAAGCUGGAUGAGCUGCUGGGCAAGGACCACACCCAGGUGGUGAGCCUUAAGGACAAGCUAGAAUUUGCCCCUAAAGCUGUCCUGAACAGAAACCGCCCGGAGAAGAAUUAAUGGAGGACACAGGGCCCUGUGGAUCCUUCCAUGAGCCGUGACUAGUCCUGCCACCAUGUCAAUCCAGCCCCAGAACUCAUGUCUGAUGUGCUUUGUCACUUAUUCUGGCCCCUACCGCACCACCCAGCCACACACGUACUGGCUGCUCUUCUAUGGUUAGGCAGACACACUGGCAGCUGAGGGGCCAGUGAAGAGGAAUGCCCUUCAGGCUUCUGGCUGAAGGCUGCAUCUGCUGGAGGGUGGCCACAACUGCUCAGGCUUCUGCGCUGAUGGGUGCACUGCUGGGAGGAGUGUUCGGAAAUGAACAUUGACUCUCAGUCUCCGUGGGGAGGCAGUUUGGCCUCAAGUGGGAGUGUUGCCUGGCACUGUGGUGUUGCCUUUACGAGGGAUACCUACAUGUCUCGUGCCAGUUUGCACUGGGAAGAAUUCAAACAUUGACCUGGCUCCCUUCACUAGUUUGUCCUGUCCUUUGUGCUCGUUCUUCCUGAAAUCCUAUCUCAUCAGCUCAGGAAGAGGAUUCCCUGGGGAAGGAACGCAUUUUUCUGUUUUUGGAAGCCCAGGCUGUUCAGCUUGGGGUAGGUGAAUUUGCUUGAAAACAGUCACCAUCUUUCACCCCCGCCCCCCGUCACUGUAUAGUGCAAAACUUGAUUAAAGUGGCAUCUGAGAACCAUAUUGAUCUAA
Molecule: messenger RNA, 1071 nt
Organism: Ceratotherium simum simum (southern white rhinoceros)
Lineage: Eukaryota; Metazoa; Chordata; Mammalia; Perissodactyla; Rhinocerotidae
Source: RefSeq, a predicted model, not a curated record